AUGCAAACGCAAAUUUUUAUUAAACUAGUACUUAGAAAUGCGACGCUUAGAAUUAAAGAACCAAUUACAUCUUCAGAUAGCCAAAUUUCAAACAACGAGCUUUCAGCUUUAGACUCGAGCGGUUCGUUCUCUUGA
Messenger RNA from Ambispora gerdemannii, 135 nucleotides. The record is from the annotation of a GenBank genome assembly. Lineage: Eukaryota; Fungi; Glomeromycota; Glomeromycetes; Archaeosporales; Ambisporaceae.